GCCAUCUGUGGCCUGGAAGACCAGUUUAAUUAGUUAAUGCCAUACACUAAUUUAAGGAGUGGUAAAGAAGCAACCAGAAACAUGCGAAAUGGCUCUCAGGCCAAUUGGAUGGAUCUGUGGGGAGAUAAUGAGGAAGUUUGCUGGACAAGCCGAGAUAAUACAGAGAGCCACCUUGGAAAUUAUAGAUGAAAUUCGGGAGGAAUUUCCAAAUUUACUGAGACUAACAAGUUCAAACCAGCAAAACGAUCGCACUGUGAAGGAAUCUAGAUCAGUUAUGGCAAGGGUAUUCUCUUCAGCCCACGGAGUAACCAUUAGGAAUGGGCUAACUAAAAUAUCCCGGUCUUCAAAAUCAAUUGCUAAAUUAAUACAGCCACAACUUGCUAGAAAAUUGGCAGAACUGAAUACAGUCUCACGUCGUUUCUUGAAUACACUUAAUGGUCCCAAGCAACCUCUAUACAAAGUGAAGAACAGUUCUUUGUUCUUUUAUGAUGUCAUUUCCUAUCCAGCAAAGACUGCCCUCACCAGUGUAAUGUGUGUUUCUUAUGCAGCAUUAAUUUUUCUGGCAGUUUCCAUUAAUAAAAUACUUGGAAAGAUAAAAAACAUUGUUGAAGCAGAAAAAGUCUCCAGAGAAAGUAGUGAUAAUCUUGAUGCAGAUGGAUUUCACAGAGCCAGUGACGCAGCAAGAUGCAAUCCAACUAACCCCAUGCAACAAGGAUCUUCAGAGUUUAUUCCUGAGACAUCAGAAAAAGGAGGGAGCGUCCGAACACUACUUUCAGCUAUGGAUCAAGAAAAUUAACUGUAAUGCUCUCUUAAGAGUGUGCAUAUG
This is a messenger RNA of Sceloporus undulatus (fence lizard), 826 nucleotides long. It is a transcript of the gene SPATA9, whose product is annotated as spermatogenesis associated 9. The transcript is spliced from 5 exons. Bases 89 to 796 code for a protein of 235 amino acids. Lineage: Eukaryota; Metazoa; Chordata; Lepidosauria; Squamata; Phrynosomatidae. The record is from RefSeq and is a predicted model, not a curated record.